AAUAUUCCACAGGAAUGGUUCGAAAGUGACACUCACGCUUAGCAUGAGCUUCGCUAUGAAUCAUAUCUUAGCAUGACCGAUCUAAUCCUGACAUUAUAAAACCGCAGCUCAAACACCUAAACUCUUCCCUCCUUUGCAAUCCCCACUGCACACAGCACACUGGCGACCUAAACCGGCCCCUCCAUCCCCUGCUGCCACAGUGCUCUCAAGUCUCGUCUCACCCUGUCCCACCGAGAAAGAACGAGAAUGCCGCGCCACCUGCUGCAGCAGCCCGUCGACCGCCUGGCCGCGAUGGCCGCCGCGCCGGCCGUGGUGGCCGGCGGUGGGACGAGCGUGCACACGGACACGCUGCUCAUCCUGGCGGCGGUGCUCUGUUUCGUGCUCUGCGUGGUCGGGCUGGGCAUGGUCGCGCGCUGCUCCCGCAUGUGCAACCCCUCCGCCUUCUCCGUCGACGCGCCGGGUGCAAUGGCCAAGUCGCCGUGCAAGGGGAUGAAGAAGAAGGCGCUGGAGUCGCUGCCCACCGUGUCGUGGCAGCCGGAGCCGAGGAAGGUGGACGAGGAGCGGCCGGAAUGCGCCAUCUGCCUGGCGGAGUUCACGCGCGGCGACGAGGUGCGCGUGCUCCCGCACUGCGGACAUGGCUUCCACGCCGCCUGCGUCGACGUGUGGCUCCUCUCCAGCUCCACCUGCCCGUCCUGCCGCCGCGCCCUCGUCGUGGUGUCGCCGGCGCUGCCAACCACCCAUCCUCCCGCGCGCGCGGCGACGUGCUGUGCGGCCACCGGCGCCGGCUCUGGCAGUUGCCGGUCAUCAUCGGCACCGUAGAGACGACCUUUAAAAGCUCUGUCGGUCCGCCCUCGCUGCAGUCUGCAGAGACACGGGCCAGCACACACGUACGUACAUAUUGUACAAAUUAAGUUCAGACGUAGUCGCUCAUGUACGUAGAUACGCGCCAUUUCAUUAGUUUACAUACAUUUCCCAUGUGUCAUGUCAUACAUGUAAGUAUACCGUAUAUGUACAUGCAACCGGAUGCAUGCGAUGGGUCGAUGGUGCACCACUUAAUAUGUGUCUGUAAAAACAUUUUUCCUCGUUAAAACCUGUGAAUACAUAUUUACAUA
Triticum urartu is the source of this 1112-nucleotide messenger RNA. The record is from RefSeq and is a predicted model, not a curated record. NCBI's taxonomy places the organism in Eukaryota, Viridiplantae, Streptophyta, Magnoliopsida, Poales, Poaceae.